Messenger RNA from Dunckerocampus dactyliophorus (ringed pipefish), 1764 nucleotides. It is a transcript of the gene tgif1, whose product is annotated as TGFB-induced factor homeobox 1. Gene Ontology annotation, biological process: regulation of transcription by RNA polymerase II. Gene Ontology annotation, molecular function: DNA-binding transcription factor activity, RNA polymerase II-specific; RNA polymerase II cis-regulatory region sequence-specific DNA binding. The coding region runs from base 216 to 1094 and encodes 292 amino acids. The transcript is spliced from 3 exons. NCBI's taxonomy places the organism in Eukaryota, Metazoa, Chordata, Actinopteri, Syngnathiformes, Syngnathidae. The record is from RefSeq and is a predicted model, not a curated record.
GGACAGAGCUCAGGUGACCCCCCCACCCCACCCUUGGCCACCCCGCCUACCUCCGCCAGGGACCAGCUCAGCAACGGAAAACGCGACAAAACAUUUGGCUUGUUGCUUUAACGGUGCUGAUUUUUGCAUCAAUAAGGAUUUGGGAGAGCACUAACAGGAGGAAAAACACUGAGAAGAUAUUUUCUACCACGCCAGGAUAAAGUGGGCAUUUUGAAAUGAAGACGAAAAAAGGUUUGAUGAUGCUGUCAGGAAGCGAGACAGACGACGAUGACAGUGUGGACGCCCCUCUGGACCUGUCAUCCAGCUCGGGGGGCAGUAAGAGGAAGCGGCGAGGCAACCUACCCAAGGAGUCGGUCCAGAUCCUCAGAGACUGGCUGUACGAGCACCGCUACAACGCCUACCCCUCGGAGCAGGAGAAGGCACUCCUGUCCAAGCAGACGCAGCUUUCCACACUGCAGGUGUGCAACUGGUUCAUCAAUGCACGCCGACGCCUCCUCCCAGAGAUGCUGCGCAAAGACGGCAAGGACCCGAACCAGUUCACCAUCUCCAGGAAAGGCGGAAAGGCAGGUGACAGCUUCUCUGACAGCUCCCAGUCGCCCAAACACAGCAGUCCCGAAGGGGGCGCUGACGACGCCUACGACAAGCGGGUCCUGCACCCCUCCAGCUUCGAGCCUGCUGCGCCCGGCGUACUGAGGAAGGCGCUGUCGCCCUUGGCACCCUCCCCAACAACCACAUCGCUCUCGUUGAGUCCCCAGCCCCCCCGGCCAUCUGUCAUCUGUCACACCACUGUCAGCCAGGCCAUGCCUGGCACCCUGCAGCCCUCGACACCACCUUCACUGAACUCUGACAAGGCGGCCGAGCGGCUACAGGCAGCACAAGCGCUCCUCAGGUGUCUUGACAAAGGCGUUGGCCAGCUCACUGCUGCCACCACCAUCCUGGAGGGCAACCUGAGCCCCCGCAGUGGCCUCUUCAACACCCCUCCCCCGACCCCGCCUGACCUCACACAGGACUUCAGUGGCUUUCAGCUCCUGGUAGACGUCGCCCUCAAGCGGGCCGCUGAGAUGGAACUGCAAGCCAAACAGUUGGUGUCCUAAAGAAACAAGGGGCGACACAUUUCAUGGACUCAGCAGAGAACACCCCCUCCCUCUGUGAAAAUGCCUAAUCAUUUCUAUUUUUUCUACAGCAGUCAACUAGUUUUGAUUGCCAACACUAUCACGGUGCCUUCAUUUCAUAUUUGUAUGGACAUAUGUGGACAUGUGUCUUGUUUGCACACACGGACCAAAAAUCAGAGCAACGUUGCCUGUCUUUUGCAGGUGGGGCUAUGUGUCCUAGCCCCGCCCCCUUUGGAUCCAAACAUUUCAUCUCGUCUUGGCAUUGAUGUCUUCACUACUGUAGUAAACGUUACACUAUCGCUUUUCAUUUUGUCAUUUAGCUGUUUUAAAAGAAAGAUGCUUGUUUGUUUUUUUUUUCUUCUUUACCCUCGUUUUGUUAUUUCUACUCCUUCCUUGCCCAAAUAAGGGACAUUUCAGAUGAGCAAUGUAGCAGGUCGGGCCAGUGGACUGGAAGAGGACACACGACACUAAACGUUUAGUUGACAAAGACAGCAUUUGGCCAAAAGAAGCAUUUUCAUGUAUAAUAGCACCGGGUGUGUAGGUCAUGUGAUCGCAUGACGCCCAAUGAUGUGAUUUCUUUUCAUACUGUGCAAUGUUUGUGGCAAAACACACGUCACAUGGGAUUCAAAUAAACUUUUGUUUUUCUACUUUA